This is a messenger RNA of Leguminivora glycinivorella, 659 nucleotides long. It is a transcript of the gene HSPC300, whose product is annotated as probable protein BRICK1-B. The record is from RefSeq and is a predicted model, not a curated record. NCBI's taxonomy places the organism in Eukaryota, Metazoa, Arthropoda, Insecta, Lepidoptera, Tortricidae. Bases 82 to 312 code for a protein of 76 amino acids. Gene Ontology annotation, molecular function: protein-containing complex binding. The transcript is spliced from 3 exons. Gene Ontology annotation, biological process: regulation of actin polymerization or depolymerization; actin filament organization; cell motility. Gene Ontology annotation, cellular component: SCAR complex.
GCUAUUACAUCCGUUUGGGGUGUGUUGUGUAUCUUGUUGUCUCACGAAUAUUUUGAUAAAAAAUUAACAAAAUAAGGUAUAAUGGCUACACCGCCUCGAGAAACUAUUCAGAAGCAAAUUCAGCAAGACUGGGCCAACAGGGAAUACAUUGAAGUCAUCACGGGAAGCAUAAAAAAGAUAACAGACUUCCUCAACUCCUUCGACAUGUCUUGCAGAUCACGCCUAGCUACGUUAAACGAGAAAUUGACAUCUUUGGAAAGGAAAAUUGAUUACCUGGAGGCUUGCGUCACAAAAGGGGAGACAUUAACAUAAUAAUUACAUUUUACAUUUAAUACUAGUUUAACUUAACUUAUAAAUAGUUAAUGUCAGUGUCACAGUGUAAUCCUUUGUUAUAAAUAUAUGGAAACUCCAAAAUAUGGUUGUUGUCUCAAACAUUUUCAAAAUAAAUAAAAAAACCUUUGUAUUUAGUGACACACGUAAUACUGAUCUUUGCCAUGUUAUGUUAAGCAUAUUUGCAUAUUUUUGAACAUGCCAUCAAUUUGACGUCACGCUGCUUAUUGGAUGAUUCAAAUAGUUUUAUUGUAAUAAUUAAUCAUUAUUCGAUAAUCAAUUUUUAUCAUGUACUAAUGACUUCAAAAGUAAGCUAUUCAUACGUGGAA